AUGUCAAAUUCUGGCAAACUCCCAGAAUGUUUGAAUCUCAAAGUCUCGAUUGUGAAUUUGAGGAGUCCCAGUAUUGCUAUUACUACUGCUGAUCUUCUCCUGCCCGACUAUAGCUGGGACAUUCAUUUCUGGUUCUACGGUCCUAGAAUAUGGAAAAUUAUGUUAAAGGAGGGGAAGUGGAAUAUGAAGGAACAUACUAUUGUUGUUGACUUUCCAAUUACUUUUUGUGGUCAUGAAUCAAAUGCUCGGUUUUGGUUUGGGGGGGGGGUUCGGAGGUGGUUGGUUUGGCCUGCGGCGAUGAUUUGCCCGAGUGAUUUGGUUAAUUGUGCGUUGAUGUAUGCUUUGCGUGACCGUAGUCCGUCAAAUCCAGCUGAAACAAAUGAUUGGAGUAUCUCGAAAUGUAAAUGGUUUAUGUAUAUCAUGAGCGGAUCAUUCAUAUGGUAUUUCUUCCCCGGUUGGAUUUUCCAAGGUCUCUCAUAUUUUACAUUUGCCCGCUGGAGAGCACCCAAAAAUCCCGUCGUCAAUCAGCUUUUCGGCGGUGUUAUGGGUUUGGGUUUAAUCCAUAUUACAUUUGAUUGGACUGUUGUUUCUGGAUAUUGUAUUUCGCCCUUGAUACCUCCCUGGUAUGCUAUCGCCAAUACCUUAAACGGUCUAUUCAUUUUCGUUAGCAUUAGCUCGCUAGGUGUUCAUUAUACCGGAACAUGUCGAAUUCUCGAUGCAAAUCUAGAAUUUAGUGAAGAGUUGUAUCGGAAAUAUUCGCCUGUUUUUUUGUCGACCGCUUUUGCGUUGAAUUAUGAUACCGAGGCAAAACCAUUUGGAGACAAUGGAAACAAGCUCGGAAUCAAGAAGAUGAUAUUCACAUGA
This is a messenger RNA of Sclerotinia sclerotiorum 1980 UF-70, 864 nucleotides long. RefSeq lists its product as hypothetical. The transcript has 10 exons. Gene Ontology annotation, biological process: transmembrane transport. Gene Ontology annotation, molecular function: oligopeptide transmembrane transporter activity. NCBI's taxonomy places the organism in Eukaryota, Fungi, Ascomycota, Leotiomycetes, Helotiales, Sclerotiniaceae. Bases 1 to 864 code for a protein of 287 amino acids. The record is from RefSeq and is a predicted model, not a curated record.